This is a messenger RNA of Apodemus sylvaticus (European woodmouse), 2619 nucleotides long. RefSeq names its product potassium voltage-gated channel subfamily Q member 3 (gene Kcnq3). The record is from RefSeq and is a predicted model, not a curated record. Gene Ontology annotation, molecular function: voltage-gated potassium channel activity. NCBI's taxonomy places the organism in Eukaryota, Metazoa, Chordata, Mammalia, Rodentia, Muridae. Gene Ontology annotation, cellular component: membrane. Bases 1 to 2619 code for a protein of 872 amino acids. Gene Ontology annotation, biological process: potassium ion transport; transmembrane transport. The transcript has 15 exons.
AUGGGUCUCAAGGCUCGCAGGGCGGCGGGGGUGGCCGGCGGGGGCGGCGGCGAAGGGGGCGGCGGAGGCGGCGGGGCUGCUAACCCCGCUGGAGGGGACUCGGCGGUGGCCGGCGAUGAGGAGCGGAAAGUGGGGCUGGCGCCAGGAGACGUGGAGCAAGUCACCUUGGCGCUAGGGGCCGGAGCCGACAAAGACGGGACCCUGCUGCUGGAGGGCGGUGGCCGCGAAGAGGGUCAGAGGAGGACCCCGCAGGGCAUCGGGCUUCUGGCAAAGACCCCCCUGAGCCGCCCAGUCAAGAGGAACAACGCCAAGUACAGGCGCAUCCAAACUUUGAUCUAUGACGCCCUGGAGAGACCGCGGGGCUGGGCGCUGCUCUACCACGCGCUUGUGUUCCUAAUUGUCCUGGGAUGCUUGAUUCUGGCCGUGCUCACCACCUUCAAGGAGUAUGAGACUGUGUCUGGAGACUGGCUUUUGCUGCUGGAAACGUUUGCUAUUUUCAUCUUUGGAGCUGAGUUUGCUUUGAGGAUCUGGGCUGCAGGAUGUUGCUGUCGAUACAAAGGCUGGCGUGGACGGCUAAAGUUUGCCAGGAAGCCCCUGUGCAUGUUGGACAUCUUCGUGCUAAUUGCCUCUGUGCCAGUGGUUGCCGUGGGAAACCAGGGCAAUGUCCUGGCCACCUCCCUGCGAAGCCUCCGCUUCCUGCAGAUCCUGCGCAUGCUUCGAAUGGAUAGGAGGGGUGGCACCUGGAAGCUCCUGGGCUCGGCUAUCUGUGCCCACAGCAAAGAACUCAUCACUGCCUGGUACAUCGGCUUCCUGACACUCAUCCUUUCUUCAUUUCUUGUCUACCUGGUGGAAAAGGAUGUGCCAGAGAUGGAUGCCCAAGGAGAGGAGAUGAAAGAGGAGUUUGAGACCUAUGCAGAUGCUCUGUGGUGGGGCCUGAUCACACUGGCCACCAUUGGCUAUGGGGACAAGACACCUAAAACCUGGGAAGGACGUCUGAUUGCUGCCACCUUUUCUUUAAUCGGCGUCUCCUUUUUUGCCCUUCCAGCAGGCAUCCUUGGCUCAGGACUGGCACUGAAGGUUCAGGAGCAGCACCGUCAGAAGCACUUUGAGAAGAGAAGGAAGCCAGCUGCUGAACUCAUCCAGGCUGCCUGGAGAUAUUAUGCUACCAACCCCAACAGGAUGGAUCUGGUGGCAACCUGGAGAUUUUAUGAAUCAGUUGUCUCUUUCCCAUUCUUCAGGAAAGAACAACUGGAAGCAGCAGCCAGCCAAAAGCUGGGUCUCUUGGAUCGGGUUCGCCUUUCUAAUCCUCGUGGUAGCAAUACUAAAGGAAAGCUAUUUACCCCUCUGAAUGUAGAUGCCAUAGAAGAAAGCCCUUCCAAAGAGCCAAAGCCCGUUGGCUUAAACAAUAAAGAACGUUUCCGCACGGCCUUCCGCAUGAAAGCCUAUGCUUUCUGGCAGAGUUCUGAAGAUGCUGGGACAGGCGACCCCAUGACAGAGGACAGGGGCUAUGGGAAUGACUUCCUCAUUGAAGACAUGAUCCCCACCCUAAAGGCUGCCAUCCGAGCUGUCAGAAUUCUACAAUUCCGUCUGUAUAAAAAAAAAUUCAAGGAGACAUUGAGGCCUUAUGAUGUAAAAGAUGUGAUUGAGCAGUAUUCCGCUGGACAUCUUGACAUGCUAUCCAGGAUAAAGUACUUACAGACAAGAAUAGAUAUGAUUUUCACCCCUGGACCUCCAUCCACUCCAAAACAUAAGAAGUCUCAGAAAGGGUCAGCAUUUACCUACCCAUCCCAGCAGUCUCCAAGGAAUGAACCAUUUGUAGCCAGAGCAGCCACAGAAACUGAAGACCAAAGCAUGAUGGGGAAGUUUGUAAAAGUUGAAAGACAGGUUCACGACAUGGGGAAGAAACUGGACUUCCUCGUGGACAUGCACAUGCAGCAUAUGGAGCGCCUGCAGGUACAUGUCACCGAGUACUACCAAACUAAGGGGGCCUCCUCCCCAGCAGAAGGGGAGAAGAAAGAAGACAGCAGGUAUUCUGAUUUGAAAACCAUCAUCUGCAACUACUCAGAGACAGGGCCCCAGGACCCUCCCUACAGCUUCCACCAGGUGCCCAUCGACAGAGUUAGCCCCUAUGGGUUCUUUACACAUGACCCUGUGAAACUGACUCAAGGGGGACCCAGUUCUACAAAGGCUCAGGCCAACCUUCCCUCCUCGGGAAGUCCAUACGCAGAGAGGCCCACAGUUCUGCCCAUCUUGACUCUUCUGGAUUCAUGCGUGAGCUACCACUCCCAGACAGAACUGCAAGGUCCCUAUUCGGACCACAUCUCACCCCGCCAGAGACGCAGCAUCACUAGGGACAGUGACACACCUCUUUCCCUCAUGUCCGUCAACCACGAGGAACUGGAGCGGUCUCCAAGUGGCUUCAGCAUCUCCCAAGACAGAGAUGAUUAUGUAUUUGGCCCCAGUGGGGGAUCGAGCUGGAUGAGGGAAAAGCGGUACCUGGCUGAAGGAGAAACGGACACAGACACAGACCCCUUCACACCCAGUGGUUCCAUGCCUGUGUCAUCCACUGGGGAUGGUAUUUCAGAUUCCAUAUGGACCCCUUCCAACAAGCCCACUUAG